AUGGAGAAAGAGGCAACGAAGAUGAUGAAUGGUGGAGUUGAGUCAAAGUCACGCAAGGGCCUUCCUGAUUUCCUUGGAUCAGUGAAUUUGAAAUACGUCAAGCUUGGAUACAUUUACCUUCUCUCUCUUUCCCAUUCCAUUUGCUUCUUUCUUCCACCUCUUGUCCUUCUCUUCAUCUUUGUUUCACGGUUUUUCCCACUCUUGGCUUAUCCUUUAUCCAUCUUCUUGCUCCUUCUCGUUUACCAUUUUCUUACUCCUUCCUCUGUUUUCCUUCUCGAUUUCUCAUGUUACCGCCCACCCGAUCAUUUCAAGCCUGGUCACAAGGUCAAUCUUCGUGAUGGACGUGAAGAAGCAGCGAUGGUGAUCUUUGGAGCAAUCGAUGAGCUUCUUGCAGCGACCAAAAUCAACGUGAAGCACAUCAAGAUCCUGGUGCUAAACUGCGGAGUCCUCAACACCACGCCUUCUCUAUCAGCGAUGGUGAUUAACCAUUACAAGCUGAGGCAUAACACAGAGAGCUACAAUCUAGGCGGUAUGGGAUGUGGCGCAGGAAUCAUAGCCAUUGAUUUAGCCAAAGAUCUUUUGAACGCUCAUCAAGGCUCAUACGCUUUGGUGGUGAGCACUGAGAUAGUGAGCUUCACUUGGUACUCAGGCAAUGACGUCACGUUGCUCCCACCAAAUUGUUCCUUUCGGAUGGGAGCAGCUGCGAUUAUGCUCUCUAGCCGGCGUAUCGAUAGAUGGAGAUCCAAAUACCAGCUUAUGCAGCUAGUAAGAACACAUAAAGGCAUGGAUGACACGAGUUACAAGAGCAUGGAGUUGAGGGAAGACAGAGAAGGGAAACAAGGACUCUACGUGUCUAGAGACGUAAUGGAAGUUGCUCGCGGUGCACUCAAAGCAAACAUCACAACGCUUGGUCGUCUUGAGCCUUGUUUUGAGCAUAUAUGCGUAUUGGCAUCGAGUAAGAAAGUGCUUGAUGAGAUUCAAAAGGAUCUCAAGCUGACGGAAGAGAACAUGGAGGCGUCAAGGCGGACACUGGAACGCUUUGGGAAUACAUCGAGUAGCAGUACAUGGUACGAGCUGGCUUACUUGGAACACAGAGCCAAGAUUAAGAGAGGGGAUAAAGUUUGGCAGAUCGGUUUCGGGUCAGGGUUUAAAUGCAAUAGUGUUGUAUGGAAAGCCCUUAAAGACAUUGACCCUCCAAGACACAAUAACCCAUGGAAUCUCUGA
This is a messenger RNA of Thlaspi arvense, 1224 nucleotides long. Lineage: Eukaryota; Viridiplantae; Streptophyta; Magnoliopsida; Brassicales; Brassicaceae. The record is from the annotation of a GenBank genome assembly.